AUGAAGGGCAUCUUGGGCACUGCAGUUGUGUGCGUCAAGCGCACGCUGGACUUCGCAAUCAAACCGCAACUCGACCCUGGGAGAAAGGCGAUGCGAACGGAGGGCCUGAAGCACUCAAUCAACCCGUUCUGCGAGAUUGCAGUUGAAGAGGCAGUUCGGCUGAAGGAGCAAGGUCUCGUCCAGCGGAUCGUUGCAGUCUCUGUUGGCGGCCCAGGCGCUCCCCAGCCUCAGCAGGACGUUCUGCGGCACGCACUGGCGAUGGGAGCCGACGAGGCUGUGCUGAUUCAAAGUCCUUUUAAACCCGACCUUCACCUUCAGACUCUGCCGACAGCAAAGAUUCUACGGAGCUUCGUGAAAAGUCGACGAGGGCAACUUGUUCUCCUCGGCAAACAGUCCACCGACGGCGACAACCAGCAAGUGCCACAGCUGCUCGCAGGCCUCCUCGGGUGGCCUCAAGCGACGUGUCUCUUCAAGCUCGAAGUCUCCGCGGUGCCUGACCGUCUCUUGGAGGCGCUGGAAGGGAACGAAAGACUCCCUGAGGAGGAAAAACAGAGACGACUCGAGAAGCACAGGGCGAAAGUGCUCCUAGCAACCAGAGAAAUUGACGGCGGGCUCCAAACGGUCCGCCUAGCCCCGCCAGCCGUUCUGAGCUGCGAUUUGCGUUUGAACACGCCGCGGUUCGUCACGCUUCCGAACUUGAUGAAGGCAAAGAAGAAACCGAUCCCUGUCCUUGACGCUUCAAAGCUCGUGAGCGAAUCUGAUCUAAAGCCACGUCUCGAAAUCUUGAGAGUCGAGGAACCUCCUCGCCGUGCGCCUGGGCGCCGCGUCGCUAACGUUGACGAGCUGAUUGAGAGGCUUAUCACUGAAGCAAAAGUUAUUCAUUCUUGA
Besnoitia besnoiti is the source of this 888-nucleotide messenger RNA. Its product is annotated as putative electron transfer flavoprotein subunit beta. Gene Ontology annotation, cellular component: cytosol. Gene Ontology annotation, molecular function: electron transfer activity. The transcript has 8 exons. Lineage: Eukaryota; Apicomplexa; Conoidasida; Eucoccidiorida; Sarcocystidae. Bases 1 to 888 code for a protein of 295 amino acids. The record is from RefSeq and is a predicted model, not a curated record.